AGCAGCUCCGGAGGAGAGAGAGAGAGAAAAAACGCCCGGACUGCUCCAGCCUCCGAAAUGACUCAGUAACUUUUACGCCUCGAGUCUCAGCCCUGCAAUUUGCCACUUUCCCAGCGCGGCUCGGGAUGUAUUCGUCUCCUCUCUGCCUGACCCAGGAUGAGUUCCACCCCUUCAUCGAGGCGCUCCUCCCCCACGUCCGGGCCUUUGCCUACACCUGGUUCAACCUGCAGGCCCGCAAGCGCAAGUACUUCAAGAAGCAUGAGAGAGGAUGACAAAGGAUGAAGAGAGGGCGGUGAAGGAUGAGCUGCUGAGCGAGAAACCAGUGAAGCAGAAAUGGGCCUCGCGCCUCCUGGCCAAACUGCGCAAGGACAUCCGGCCCGAGUGCCGUGAGGACUUUGUGCUUUCCCAUCACGGGCAAGAAGCCUUCAUGCUGGUGUCCUCUCCAACCCUGACCAGAAAGGGGAAGAUGCGCCGCAUUGACUGUCUGCGACAGGCAGACAAGGUGUGGCGGCUGGACCUGGUCAUGGUUAUCCUCUUCAAAGGGAUCCCUCUGGAGAGCACCGAUGGUGAGCGCCUGGUCAAAUCAGGCCAGUGCACCAACCUCCUCUGUGUCCAGCCCCACCACAUCAGCGUGUCUGUCAAGGAGCUCGACCUCUACCUGGCUUACUUCGUCCGCGAGAGAGAUGCAGAGCAGAGCAGCAGCCCUCGAACAGGGAUCAGCUCAGACCAGGAGGACAGCAAACCCAUCACGCUUGACUCAACAGACUUCCAGGAAAGCUUUGUCACCUCUGGGGUGUUCAGCGUCACCGAGCUCAUCCAAGUGUCCCGAACACCGGUGGUGACAGGCACGGGGCCAAACUUCUCCCUGGGGGAGCUGCAGGGCCACCUGGCCUACGACCUGAACCCCUCCAGCACCGGCAUGAGGAGGACGCUGCCCAGCACCUCCUCCAGCGGGAGCAAACGGCACAAGUCGGGGUCUAUGGAGGACGACAUCGACACCAGCCCAGGGGGCGAGUACUACACCUCCUCCAACUCCCCCACCAGCAGCAGCCGCAACUGGACAGAAGACAUGGAAGGGGGUAUCUCCCCCACCGUGAAGAAGACAGAGAUGGACAAGUCCCCCUUCAACAGCCCAUCGCCCCAGGACUCCUCACCCCGGCUGAGCAGCUUCACGCAGCACCACCGUCCCGUCAUCGCAGUCCACAGUGGUAUCGCUCGAAGCCCCCACCCGUCGUCUGCGUUGCAUUUCCCCACCACCUCCAUCCUCCCCCAGACAGCCUCCACCUACUUCCCCCACACGGCCAUUCGGUACCCGCCUCAUCUCAACCCGCAGGACCCGCUGAAAGAUCUCGUCUCGCUGGCCUGCGACCCGUCCAACCAGCAGCCCGGACCGUUAAAUGGAAGUGGUCAAGUGAAAGUGCCCAGCCACUACCUGCCCACGCAGAUGCUGGCGCCGCCACCUCCCCCUGGCAUGCCCCGCUUGGCCGUCUCUCCUGACACCAAAUCCACCACGACAACUACCGAGGGAGGGACGACCUCACCGACAUCACCCACCUACUCUGCACCAGGCACGCCCCCUGCGAACCGUUCCUUCGUGGGAUUAGGACCAAGGGAUCCUGGGAGUAUCUAUCAGGCACAGUCCUGGUACCUGGGAUAACCACCGCCGUGCCGCCCCUUCGCCUCCCUUCUCCUCUGCUUUAGGCACCCCCAGAGGAACAUCCCCGUCCCCGAGCACCAGGCCCAGCCUUGCGGUGAUGACGGAGAGUGUGGACUUAAGAUGACGACGACGAAGACAAGCAAAACCCACACCCAAAGGAAAGAGCGAGGGAAAUGAAGAAGGAAAAGGGUCAAACUUUUUUAAAAAGAAGAAAAAAAAAAUACAGACAAAACAAGACCCCAUCCCAGGAGGACCCUCCCCCCUACCGGGCAACAAGCCAGAAAACAAAGAAACAGAAAAAAAAAAAGAUUAAAAGAACACUAUUCUUUGCCCCAUUGGCCAGCACCGCACUGGGACCUAACGCAACUUGUGCCAGCGAUGCCUCCUGGAACAGCAGCAGGGCUGCAGCACCAGAGCCUGAUGGCUGCUUGCCGCAGGUCAGAUAUGCAAACGGCUCUUCACUCUUUCAUUCUUGCCUCUAUGUGAGUAGAAAAGAUCAAACCCCCCUUGCCAUGUCCCCCUAGCCUCAUGCAGACUCUCAGGGGGUCCCCGGGGCCAGGGUAGGGUGCGGUGGGGUGGGGGGAACACCUCCUGCUGCCUGUUCCCAACCAAUGUGGCUGUGCUUGCUGGUGGGGCGAUGUGAUGCUCCAUGCCAUGAAAGCGCCUUGGGGACAGGCAACACUGUGCUGCAGUGACACCAUGACGUGGUGAGGUUGUGACACCAUGACCUGGUGAUGUAGUGACAUGCUGAUGCGGUGGGAUGGUGAUGCAGUGACACCAUGAUGCGGUGACACUGUGAUGCAGUGACGCGGUGGUGCGAUGACAUAGCGGUCAGCUUGGCUCAGCAUGGUAGUGUCACAGGAGGAGGGUGCUUGAGGCCACAGAGGGUGCGGUGGCACCUGAUUCCCACGGGGACACUCGCACCUCAGCGGGACCCAGGCUGCCACCGCCAUGCCAGGCACCAGUCGCCACUACUCUGAUUGCCUUCCUCACCCCCAGCCCUGCACUGCCCGUGUCCCCACGUGUGUCCCCAUGUCCCCCUGUGCUGGGUUGGUCCGCGGGGCCGUGGCAGAGCAUGCGUCCGUGUGUCCGAGCUAUGCAUUCCUGUGGACAGGUCUCGGGGGAUGGGAGGAGAGGCUGCGCGCGUGUUGCACAUUUUGUAGGAAAUGCACUUUGAAGAGGGAAUUGUCAAAAAAAACCAAAAAAACAAACAAAAAAAAAAAACCAGAAAAAGAAGAAAAGAAAAAAAACAAACAAAAAAAAAACAUAAAAAAAGGAGGAGGAUGAAGAAGAGGAAGAGGAGACAGAGGCCCCAGCACUGGCUUGCUGGAAUGGCUGGUUUGGGGUUUUUUGGGUUUUUUUUAAUACAAAAGGAUGGAGAAAAGGAGCCCGCGCGAGGGCAGAGCCAGCCCCACAGAGCCCCCAGCCCCACGUCAAGUGCCUGAACUGUGGUGGGGAGGGGUCCCAGCACCCCCGGAGGAGCCCCUAGCCAGGGGCAGCGCUGGAGGAAGCUCCUGUCCAUCCCUGUCCCACAAGAUGGCAGCAUGGCCGGACAGGGGACACGGGGACGUGGCAGUGCCUUAGAGCAGAGCAACCCACACGCUGGCCGAGCGUGAAGGCACCCAGCAUCUCCAGCGAGACAGUGGCAGCCCCAGAGGAGACCAGCUCCAGGCCUGUCCCCAAAGGGACCCCACACCCCUGGCACACCCCAUGGGUGACGCAGGAGAGAAAGCCACCAUGGGAUGUCCAGGAGUACAGCAUGUUACCAAGGCCACUGCCUCCACCCUGGCACCCAGAGCUGCUCCAGGGACCACCGGCAUCAUAUCCCCAUCCCACCGGCUUCCCGAUUCCCCCAACUUCCCACCCCCCUGGGGCAGCCCAGCAAGGCUGUAUCCUGCCCACCCAUGGCACUGGGGGAAGGGCUGACGCAGAAAAUCCUGGGAGACAAACAAUGUAAUCAAGAAAGGACAAGAAAAGAAGAAAA
Molecule: messenger RNA, 3641 nt
Organism: Cuculus canorus (common cuckoo)
Lineage: Eukaryota; Metazoa; Chordata; Aves; Cuculiformes; Cuculidae
Gene: NFIC
Product: nuclear factor I C
Biological process (GO): regulation of transcription by RNA polymerase II
Cellular component (GO): nucleus
Molecular function (GO): RNA polymerase II cis-regulatory region sequence-specific DNA binding; DNA-binding transcription factor activity, RNA polymerase II-specific
Source: RefSeq, a predicted model, not a curated record